Molecule: messenger RNA, 1840 nt
Organism: Melitaea cinxia (Glanville fritillary)
Lineage: Eukaryota; Metazoa; Arthropoda; Insecta; Lepidoptera; Nymphalidae
Exons: 9
Coding region: 1-1806 (601 amino acids)
Source: RefSeq, a predicted model, not a curated record
AUGGAUUUUAAUAAACAAUUCCUACACAAGUUAAGAGACGUAUCAUUAGCUGAACCUUAUAUUAUAUUAAAUGACGAUGUAGCAACUGAAUUAAAUAAUUACAUUCGACUUCUCGAUGAAAUAACUUUUGAAGAUGGACUGUAUCAUAUUUACUACGGUGAAAUAAAAACAAUACUUAACAGUUUCAUCGAGCAUUGGACUCAAAAGAUGGAUGAAGCAAUAAAAGAAGCAGACAGAUGUAGCAACACAAUAAAUAAGGAAGAGUUAAUGCAAAUGAUGGAGAAAACCAUACUCAUUCAUGAGAUGAAACAAACCGAUUUUGUACAACAAUUUCUUCCACCUGAAAAUUCUCUUGAAAAUGAAAUAUUUGAUAAUUUAAAAGAAAAAUUCGAAUCUUUCAUGGAGCAACUAUUUAUAAUGAGAGACUAUCUUCGAAAACUUGAUAAACAGACUAAAGUAGAAGCAUUUGCCAAAGAACAUUUUCCAAUUUCAUUGCAAAGAAAAAAUGAUAUUUUUGUUUUCACUUACUACUUUAUAUCUGAACAAUUGACACACGUUAUUGAUCGAAUUCACAUCAGUCUUAAAGAGAUAUUAACUCGCGUCCGAAAUAACGUCCGCACUAUGGAAGAACGAUCAGAAGUGAAUAUAUCCAAGUUAUUGAUACGUCUUUAUGAAAAGAAUAAGGAACAUCUAAUGUUAUCUCGGCAAGAUAUCCGGUCGUCUGCGGACAUUGCUGAAGUUCAACGUAGCAUGGAAAUAAUAAAAGAUAAAAUUGAAGAUUCCAAACACGUGCCAUAUAAACGUCUUCAAGAGGAGUAUGAAUAUUGGGACACAAAAAUACAUGAAUUUGAGCAAAUUAAGAAAACAUUAAAGAAAAUACAAGCAGAAGAAGAGAAAGUUCUGGAACAGAAGAAAUUGUUUGACUCCUUAAACGAUACCGAAAUACCAGCGCCUAAACGAAAAUGUUGGGAAAACAUGGGUGAAAGAUUUAAACAAAACCUGGAAAGAAUAAGAGAGUUAAAAUCGAACGCAGCAAAGACUUUACUUACUUUUUUCAGUGUAAGAGGUCAAGAUCGCAUUAUGUAUUCGGACAAUAUUGGAAAAUAUUUCUUAGACGAAUACGGUCAUCAAAAAUAUGUCUUCGACUAUGGUCUUAAGGAACUUCACGUAAAUUGCGUCGGUGAUUUUGUUGAAAAACCAGAUAAAGAUAGAUAUUUCUACGAUAAUAUGGGUCGUUUUAUAAUUGACGAUAGUGGUCAAAAGCUGUAUCAACUAGCUCCAUGUACAAGUACUUACAAAAUAGAAAAAGAUAGAUUCGUAAAAGAAUCCAAGGAUUGUGGACAUUCGGAACAAGUUAUGGGUGAAUGUCGUAUGCAAAUACAAACCCCAACUGAUAAAGAUGUAUUACCAGAUGUAAAACCCGUUGAAAUCAAAGGUAAAUUAGAUUCAGAAGGGAUCAAGUAUCUAUGGGACACUUUUGGUCAUAUUUUGCCUGAAAUCUUGUACGACGUUGCUGAAACUCGUCCGAAGAAUCCAAUACACCACAUAGCUCGUAGGCUUUUCGCACUGAAGUUUAAGAAGAGUGAUAAUGACAAGUUGAAGAUGAAGCAGGAAGCUUUUGAGUAUCGUGAAAAAAUACAUAACGAUCGCAAAGAGAAAAUCAAACAAAAGUUAGACGCAUGGAAAGCGAAGCAAGUCAAGCACAGGAAACCUGAAGAGUCUGAUGAUGCAGAAGAAAGAUUUGUGUAUAACGCACUCGUACUCCAACAAGACUUCAUAAGAUCUUUGGAGAACUAUGACAUUUAACUGAAUAGAUAUGAAUAAAAAACUUAACCAAGAA